Molecule: messenger RNA, 12615 nt
Organism: Xiphophorus maculatus (southern platyfish)
Lineage: Eukaryota; Metazoa; Chordata; Actinopteri; Cyprinodontiformes; Poeciliidae
Gene: zbtb47b
Product: zinc finger and BTB domain containing 47
Exons: 7
Coding region: 358-2655 (765 amino acids)
Biological process (GO): regulation of transcription by RNA polymerase II
Cellular component (GO): nucleus
Molecular function (GO): DNA-binding transcription factor activity, RNA polymerase II-specific; RNA polymerase II cis-regulatory region sequence-specific DNA binding; protein binding
Source: RefSeq, a predicted model, not a curated record
CAUCAACCCGGACAGUGGAAGGAAAAUGCGCCUCAACGUGAACUUCCUCUUGUCCCUCCGUUUAAAAACAGUACCGUGUCCCUUUAACAGCGUCUGACAAAAAGCCCAUAUGAUCCCCGAGCUCCAAUCACCAAUUCCUUCUGCAAAAGCAGUCUCUGCAUUUUUGUCUGUCUGAACGCCACAGCUACACUCUUGAGAGGGGGAAAGAGACAGAGGAAAGGGCAAGAAAAUAAAAUUAAAAAAAAAAAAAAAACUGCAGGAAUGUGACAAUCCAACGAUCGUUUUCAUGGCGACGGGGAAACCGCAGCGAAAGGAGUUAUUCUGGGACUCCUUGGAGCCUCGAAGCGCUGGAUCAAAAUGGUGCUGCAGAUUUAUGCCCCAGAGAUUGGGAGCUGUGGACAUCGCUACGCAGACAGCAAGGUCAAACACAAGGAGACACACAUAGCUUACCUCAUAGUGGAGAAGACCACAGACUUCCCCUCUGCUGAGUUCUCUCUGGUGGAGGAUGUGGCUCUGCACUUCACCUGUUUGAUGGACAGGCUGAAUGAGCAGCGCCUCUUCCAGCCUGACCUCUGUGACGUGGACAUCGUGUUGGUGCGCCAGCGCAGCACCUUUCCUGCCCACAAGGGAGUACUGGCAGCCUACAGCCCCUUCUUCCACUCUCUUUUCGCCCAAAGCAAACAGCUGCGGCGCGUGGAUCUGUCCCUGGAUGCCCUGACCUCUCAGGGCCUCCAGCAGAUCCUCAACUUCAUUUACACCUCCAAGCUGCUGGUGAGCAGCAGCACCGUCCGUGACGUGUUGAACGCUGCCACUGUGCUUCAGAUGAGCGACAUUGCGGUGUCCUGUCGAGAUCUCCUCAGCAGCCACUCGCUGAGAGCCACCUGCAGAGAGAUGGCCAAUCAGGAAGGGUUCUCUCCAGCUGAGAUGCCUCCCUGCCAGCUGUACCGGGAGAUCAAACAGGAGUCUGAGCUUGGCAGGGUUUACACGAGAGAAGGCAGCAGCCCGUUCUCCAUCAGAGUGGAGGAGGUGGGAAAGAUGGCUGCCCAGACAAAGCAGUACUACCAGGAAGAGGAUGGUCCAGGUGGCGGAGCCAGCACGGGUGUGGCCACUCUCUGUAAAGUGGAGGGCAGCGGAGAGGAGUCAAAACCAGCCGAUGGUCACACCUCCUUCAACAGGGAUCAGAUCAUUGUUGAAGUUAACCUCAACAACCAGACCCUGAACGUCUCAAAGGGAUCUGAUGGAAAAUCUUCCACAAUCACAGAACCCAUGUUUGGCCGUUGUCACGAAAACGAGAGAGACUCUGAGGGUGACGAGGACGAUGAGAUGGAGAAUGGUGACGGACAUGAAGAGGAGGGCGAUGAAGAUCUAAAGAGGACAGACAUACUGGGGCAUACCAGUGGAGAGGAAGAUGAGGAGGAUGAGGAGGAGGAGGAGAACACCCUAAACAUUCCUGGACUGGAGCAGCCCACCGUAAUGGAUCGACCUCGCCGGGGAACCAGAGCCUUAGCCGUGGUGGGCACCACUGCUAUGCGUCAGACGCUCGCAGAGGCCACCUUGACCAAUCAGCGCCAGGGCGGGAAGAAGGCACUGGAUGCAGAGGGCCUAGGUCAGAAGGUCAGGCUGGAGGAAAAGCAACACUUCCCGUGUAAAAAAUGCCCUCGCAUCUUCAACAACCGCUGGUACCUGGAGAAGCACAUGAAUGUCACGCACAACCGCAUGCAGAUCUGCAACAACUGUGGGAAGCGCUUCCUGUUGGAGAGUGAGCUGCUGCUGCACCAACAGACGGACUGUGAGCGGAGCAUCCAGUGUGUGACCUGUGGAAAGGCUUUCAAGAAGCUGUGGUCGCUGCACGAGCACAACAAGAUUGUCCACGGCUACGCGGAGAAGAAGUUCUCAUGUGAGAUCUGCGAGAAGAAAUUUUACACCAUGGCUCACGUCAGGAAGCACAUGGUCGCCCAUACGAAGGACAUGCCGUUUACCUGUGAAACGUGUGGAAAGUCGUUCAAGCGCAGCAUGUCCCUGAAGGUCCACUCUCUGCAGCACUCAGGAGAGAAACCCUUCAAGUGUGAGAGCUGCAGCGAGCGCUUCCAGUACAAAUACCAGCUGCGUUCACACAUGAGCAUCCACAUUGGACACAAGCAGUUUAUGUGUCAGUGGUGCGGAAAGGACUUCAACAUGAAGCAAUACUUUGACGAGCAUAUGAAGACGCACACUGGAGAGAAGCCGUACAUCUGUGAGAUCUGUGGGAAGAGCUUCACGAGUCGGCCCAACAUGAAGCGCCACCGCCGCACCCACACCGGAGAGAAGCCGUACCCCUGCGAGGUGUGUGGUCAGCGCUUCCGCUUCUCCAACAUGCUCAAGGCUCACAGGGAGAAGUGCUUUCACAUCACCAACCCUAUGGUGGUCCCAAACUGCGGUGACCCCCUCGGCCUCGACCUGCCCCUCGUCUCUCCUGCCGCGGACUCUUCCGGUCCAGCACAGCUGGGAACGCCAGCCUCCGCCGCCACGCCCUCCGCCGAAUCCAGCCCACAGCUCCUCCACAGCACCCAGCUGUCUCUCUCCCUGCUGCACCCCAUGGGGGGGCUGGCAACUGCCUCACGUUUACCGCCCCCUCCUCCCUUGUUCUCUGCUGGUAGGAUGAACUCCAACAACUAACAAAUUUCUGUAGCAUUUAAAGCACUUUGUUUGGUUUCUCCUUGUUUAAGAGCAGACUCGCAGCGGGAGAUUGACAUUUACACAGAAGACAAAACUGAAAAAAAGGCUAGACGUAGACCUCGUAACAGACUCUUUCAUCUGCAUAAAUAAGAAAUAGUUAUUUUUUACUCAGCUGAAUACAGUAUAUAACCUCAAAGUCCUAUCCGACUUAUCCCAUAACCUUUACACCACAUUUAUAAGUCCAGAGUUUUGCACAACAAAUAGAUUGUAACAUCCUUUACCAAAUAACUGUUACACAUGCUCAUAAAGGAUGAGAGUAAAAUACUUUUGUUCUCUGCCAGGAUGUAGCGAUUAGUUCCAGUCUGACCCAGCAAUAACCAAACGCUCAUUUUGACUUUGAACAUGUACCUGUUUGUGACGUCACCAAUAACCAAACCUGUAGCUCCCUUGCUAUGGAUAAGUAAUGUAAUAUAGCAUUUAUAAUCGAUCCUGCACCUUACAUUUGCCUCCUGUGACAUUUAAUAUGUACUCCUGUUUUUUUUUGUUUUUUUUUCUGGUUGUGGUUGGGUAAUUCGUGGCUUUAGUUUCAAAAGACAUUAGAGAGGCUACAAUGUGUGUAGUGGAGUGAGUGUGUGUUAUUUUAUUUUUUUUGUCUGUGCUGGUGUGUUAGAGUGAUCUGUGAAGCAGAGACUGGAACUGAGAGUCUUCAGAACAACAAAUUCACACUUGAGCUUCCACAAAGUCAGCAGAUGAAGAUAUCCGCGACUCUUAUGUUUGGCUUCCAUUAACCAUCCCAACUCUCUUACAGGUCUGUCUAUUUAUGUACCCUGUCUUGCAAAGGCAUUCACUCCUAUUGAACUUUUUUUCACAUUUUGUGUUGCAACCACAAAUUUUAAUAUAUGUUUUUCAUUUAUUUGAUACCCCAACACAGAGUAGUGCGCAAGUCUGACGUAGAAGGAAAAUUAUGCAUGAUUUUCUCGGUUUUCCUACUCUUACAAAAAGUGUCCAACCACCUUUCACUGUGGUUUCAGCUGAAAGUCUUUUGGAGUUUGUAUUCAUCGGCUUUACACCUCUAGAGAUGGUAAUUUGCAAAAAAGCUCAAGCUCAGUCAGAUUGGGAGGAGAGUGUCUGUAAACAGCAAUUUUUAAUAUUCUUAAUUUCUUUAGGCCUGGACUUUGGCUGUGCCAUUCUAAUACAUGAGUAAGCUUGGACUUUAAACAUUUCAUCGUUGCUCUGACUGUAUGUUUAGGGUUGUCUUUCCCAGCCUCAAGUCCUUUGCUUCCUCUCACAUGCUUUUCUCAAAGAUAUCCCUGUAUUUUGUCCGUUUUCCCAUCAGCUCUGACCAGCUAGCCUGUCUCUGUUGAAGAAAAGCAUCCUCACACUAUGUUACAAUCAGGAUGGUGUGUUCAGGGAUAUGUCUAAUGUUGGAGUUUUUAUUGCAUGUACCUUUGGACAUUUACGCCACAAUGUUUGGUCUCAUUGGUCCACAUUCUUCAGCAUGUAGUCUCCUUGCUGUUUCAUACAUGGUACACUGCAAGCAUGACUUUAUAUAGCUUCCUCUUUUCACUCUUCAAUGGGACCAUAUUCUUUGAGUGCAAGACUAUUAGUUCUGAGGUUAACAGAAUCUACCACCUGAGUUGUGUAUCUCUGCAGCACCUCCAGAGCCUUGGCUCUUGGCUGCUUCUCUUAUUAAUGCUCUCCUCGCCUGGUCUGUCAGAUUAGUUGGAUGGGUCCUGUCUCAGUAGAUUUGUGGUUGUGAAAGCAAUUUUAUUUAGAGGUGUCGGAGUGAAAGGUCCCACAUGCAAAUACAUGCCACACUUUUCAGAUUUUUGCUUGUAAAAAAAAAAUCAGCAAAAAAAUAUGAUGCAGUUUGCUGCUAUGUUGUGACAAUCCAUGAUAAAGUUCAAUACUUCUGCAAGGCACUGUAUAUAUAGUCAGAGAUGUAAGACAACGGGGCAUUUUUCUGUGACUGCUAAUAUACUAGGUCCAAAACCUCAUGUACUCAAACAGUAUAGCUGUACUUAUAUAUCAAAUUCUAAUGUUAUUGGUAAAGUUGAAUACUGUUUAUUCCUUCAGAAAGGAAAUUCAGAGAAGUUUGCUCGCAAAACUAAAUGUGUGCUUUUAAUCUUUAGAUGAUUUAACUCGUAUUGUAAAAGAUCAAAUCCCAGAAACAACAACCCAAAGCCUAAGUCUACUAAAUGACAUUAACUGUAUAUAUUUUGUGAAACAAUAAUUUGUAGCCACAAAUUAAAGUUAUUGACUUGCAGUACAAUACAUUAUUAAUAAAGUAAAGAUUAUUAUUAAAAGAUUGCUAAAGGACUAGUUUUAAAGUAUAUGGAGAGGGUUUUUGUUGCUUCUUACUCAGAGUUUAAGUUAGAAAGAUGUCGCCACUCAAAGACAUAUUAAUCAUUUUUCAUAUUUGAUGUUAAUUGGUACAUCAUUUCUAAUUAAGCUCUUAUAUUAAUUUCCAACUAUUUAUAUAUGUUUGGGAACGCCAAAUAAUCUCCAAUUCUAUUCAGGGCCUACAUCUGGAAGUUUCUCUGAAGCAAGAGAGUAAAUUUCUUCUGCACUAUGCUAGUUUGUUAGCUUCCCCCUGUUUAAAGAUGCUAAAAAUGUCUCAUCUAUAUGAUAUAUCGAAGGAAUCCUUUUAAAAAUUGAAAUAUGGCCAGAUCUUUUUCAGUGUAGAAAAAACUCUAGCUCAGUCUCUUGCUUUGAAGAUUUAUUUUUACAAGCAGUAUAGUUUUGGAAAAGCUCUUCCGAUUUCUGCGAAGGUUCAUUUCUGCAGUUUUUGAACCCAGAUUUUCCAUUCCAAAAACAAGUUUGUUCAUAAAAUGAAUUAUGCACAGAACAGCAACUACAUUACUUUAGUUGUUGACGAACAACUGUUUCCUAUCUUACUAUAUAUUUUGGGGUAUCAUAAAAUGUGUUUAUGUGGGUCUGAAUAUGAUAAAAUGAAAGGCUUGGGAUGGAACAUCAGGUUUUGUCAUCCCUGUGAAGUUUGUGCGCUGAUGAUGCACUCUUGUUCUGAACAAAGCAUGUGUAUCAGGAUCAAAGGUGUGGAUUUUACUGUUCUGCUGCGUCAGGAUAGCGUAUGUUACUUUUGCUGUGAUGUCACCCUAUCAGGGUUUUUUGUUGUUAUUUUUGUUUUAAUCCCCUGAAGAAUCAGUUGUCCAGCUCGGGAUGAGUUGAAAGCUCUAAACAUAGCCUGAGGUUUUCCAAGUUAUUAAAUAUAUGUAUAAAUAGGAUUAAUUUAAAAGUAGUAACAUUUUAUUCUGCAAACAGUUGAAGCCACUUCAAUCAUUCGGUACGCUAACGUGAUUGAAUCUUAUGAGUUUGUAUAGAAUGUCAGAAUAAUAUAGCAUGAGACCAAUAAAAGUUAAUGUCAGAUAGUUGCUGCAUAAUUGUGUAUGUGCAGCAAUUUUGCAUAUGUGCAAUAUUAAUAUAUGGACUUUCAGAGUUGUGACACUUAAGUCCAGAAAUGUUUCAACACGUCCAAAAAAAAUCCAUCGCAGCUUGGAUCAGAGAUCAAAUCCUGCAUGCUACAGUAUCAGAUGCUUAGACAAACAAAACCAGAGUGUUUUUUUCUUUCUUUUUUUUCCCCAUCUACAAUACCAGCUCCUCCUACGUCAAUAAAAUGCAAGCCUAUCUGGAGCUACAUAAAGGUGAGGCUAUAUGGAGCUUAGCCAAUUUUCACCUUUGCGUAAGCUUUCCAGUUGCUUUAGUUAGCAGGUUUGAGUGGCAUUGAGCAAAUCAUAAGACUGAAAGCUUUAAGUGGAAUAAGAAUUAACCCCAUAAAAUUUCAGUGUCAUAAUUGGCAAGUGUCUGAGUUCAGUUAGUGCACUCCUACUCACUUUAUCUAUAUUCUGUAGUCUUAGUGUUGCUUCCCCCUGUAUGUACUGUUCAGAUGUAGAUGUACAUGAUUUUUCUUUUUUUAUGUUUACACAGAGAGAGCUGAAUGUGUUUUCAGGUUGGUACGACGGAAAGACAAUUUUUUAAUGUUUUCUGCCUGUGUUAGUUUUGUUUUUGAAUUUUUAAAAAAUUGAGUCCUUUUGGUAAAAUAUCACAUCAGCCCAAGAUUUGUGUCUUUCAUAAGCCCACAUGAGGAACAUAUUUGGACAUUAUCUAAAUAAUGGUACUUUUUGAAAAUCUUCCUACAUACUCAUCCAUUUUUUUGUUGCUUUUUUGCAUUUUGAUUUGUUUAUUUUGUACAGGGAUUGCCCCUUGAAAAUUAGAGCUUCCAUAUUGUAAUUUAACUCAAAUUAUAUUCUGGCUGUAAUAAGAUCCAGUUCAACCUUAGUGGACAAUUAGCUUGAAUUUUGCAAAAAGGCAAAACAUCUAUCAGUUUAAAAGUGGAAAUGAACUUUCCUGUCUUUGAAGAUAAUUAGAAAUAGAAAAAAAAAAUUGUUUUCUUCUUAAAACUAAAAGUCACUUAAAAUGUCUAUAUUCAUGUCGACUACCAAGCAUUCAGUAGGAAAAUAAAUUGCAUAAGCUUUAAAGUUAUACGUCUUAAUAUGUACUGUGUCUUGUAAAAGUAUCCAUAGUCCACGGGCCUAUAUUUAUUUUGUCAUGUUACAACCACGGACUUCUGCAUUUAAAUAGGAAUUUACUUUGCUAAUAGAUCGACAUGUAAGCCAAAAACUUCAAAUUCAGUCACAACUGACUUUAGCACCUUGUUUCAUGUUCACUGCUGCAAACUGAACUGUUUAUAGCUUUCUUUCAGCAAUGUUUAUUCUUGCUCAUCAGACUGGUGAAGUGCAUGACUAGUGCUGUCAAUAGAUUCCUCAAACUGAGCUGUCGAUCUCUGCAGCUUCACCACGGUUACCAUGGGUGUCUUCUCUGAUUAAUACUUUAAUCACAGAAAAGCUUUAUUUAUAUUACGGUAAAAUUGGUUGAACUGGAUUUUAUCUAGAGGUUUCAGAAUAAAGGGGUCAGAUUGCAAAUACACACACCACACUAUGACAUAAAAUCAAAAUAAAGGUAUUGAAGUUUUUGGUUGUAACAUGACAAAAUGUGAAAAAUAUUUGGAGUUUAUACGAAUGCGGAGCAGCAUUUUGUGGCCUCUGACUGUUAAGAACUGGUUCUCUGUUGUUGCUGUUUAUUACAUCACAAUCUGUCUGCAGAUUUUACUAAGAUCUUCUGAAAGCUGAGAGCAUUCUCUUGUUUCUGCUAUAGAAGCACUAUCGCAAGAGACAUUACUGACAUUACUGUUUGUGUAUUUGCCUUACAAAUGGUGGGAUUUCCACGUUUUUUGUGUUAAGCAUAGGAGCUAUAGCUGACAGAUAUAUUGUGAUGAACACUACUGAUUUAUGCACUUUGAAUUCCUUUGCCAUACUUGCCAACAAAGGGGGCAUGUAUGCAGACACAGGAUGAAAACAAGUUGCAGAAAUUUGUAAAGAUGGAAAUACGUACAUCCUUUGUAGUUUUUUUUUUUAAGUGUAGAUACUUUUGAUUUCUAAAUGCACAAAGGAUAAAUUGACACAAAUGAGUAUUAAAGCCUCAAAAAUCACAAAAAAUUGUAUGUUACUUGUUGGAGUGUAAAGCCUAGUUUAAUAUUUGUGAUGUUGCCAUCCAACAAGUUAAAAAGUAAGAAGAGUUCAGUUAAGAUGAUUGGUUAGUUUAUUUUUAUUAUCAAUGAAAAUAACCUGAUAAGAUAAUAUCAGAUAAAAAUUAAGAUAAAAAAAAGCAUGAGUUUAUUUUUAUGUAAGUUGCCUAAUUGAGUAAUGGGAAUUAUAUUAAUUCUAACAGCACUUUAUUUUCUUCUUCAGCUCCAUAGAGUUUUAAAGCUGACAUAGUAGCACUUAUUCCACAUAAAAAAAGCUGAUACAGUGUGUGUGUGCGCGCACAUGCGUGUCUGUAUAACAAAAGAUUAUAGGAAAUAAGAAAAAUUCUUCUUGAAUUAAAUGUGUCCUUGGCGGGUUCCUCAGACACUAAAUUUUAACAAAACUGGUUUUGAAGUACAUCCCACUAUACUUACAUGGAAUGGGAUCAUAAAAUGAGAUCGGAGUAAUUAAAAACCUCUUGAAAUAAUAUAAAUCCAUCAAACUGCAUUCUAUCUUUCAUGUUGUAAGUGAAUGAUAUAAUGUGAGAGCAGUUUUAUGGCCUAGUUGGAAAAUGUGUUGGGAAAACUGUGGAGAAAGGCUAAAAUGUCUUUUUUUAAUAUUUUAAUCUCGUCCUGGACAGAGUGAGCAAAUUAUAUUGCUGUAGACGACAACAUUUGUUGGUUAUUUUUAUUUCUUGUUAAUUUAAGAAGCUACUCUUCCCUAAAGCCAUUUAGGGAAGAGUAUCUGUUAAAAAUUGAAGUAAUCAUUUACGCAAUUCUAUCUGUUCCUUAUUCUCUACUUGUAACCUAUGAUGAAGAUUUCCAAAGUAUGAAGGAAAACAAAAUAUUUUUAUAUUUUAGAUUUUUUUUUUAAAGUCGUCACCUUUUGCUUUGAUGACAUUUUUUCACACUGCAAUUUCUCAAUUCAUUAGGUAUUCUCCUGAACUGGUUUUAUAUCAGAAAUCAUUCAACUAAGUAAAGAGAAACUAUUGUCCGUCGCUACUUGAAGACAUGAACGUCAGAAAAUCGGAAAAAUGUCUAGUAUUGUUGCAAAGACCAUCAAACGCUGAUGAAACUUGUUCUCAAAAGGAAUCCUUGUGAGGAAUGGAAGAUAAAUAGUUGCCUUUAUCCAGGGGUUGACUCCUAUAUGCAUGGUUCACACUGUAAACCAUCAUGGUGGAGGAGAUACUGGGAUGGUUGGGGUACUUUACUGGUGAUAUUGCUGGUAAUUUAUUUAAAAUCCAAAAGCAGAUUUAUUAGGAUACAGUUUCAUCCCAUCUGGUUUCUGUUUAGUUGGACCAUUGCUAGUUUUUCAAAGAAAAGAAGAAAGACCAAAGACACCUCCAGCCAAUAUAAGGGCUAUUCGGGGUUCCUAUGCAGUCUGAAAAGUACAGAAUUGGAUUCCAAUAAUUGGCAAAAGUGAAUAUGGCUGCUAAAGACUGAGAAAUCGGAAAAGUUGAGUGUGGAAAAGUCUGAAAUUGUUGCAUAGACCCUCAUCCUCAAAAAGAGUGAUUGAUUCCAGGUACUUUUAUAAUAAGUUACUUACAAAUGAAUAUACAUUAAUAUCAAAGCUAAAAGCCAAUAAGAUCUCAGCACCUUUAGAAACAGCCCCAAGACUGUUGGAAAAUCAUCCCAGGUACCACAGGAAGCUGACUAAGAAAACACCAAACGUGUACAAACUUCUCAUCAAAAUCUAAAAUAGAAAACACUUUGUUCACUACACAGAUUUUCCUUCAUAGUUUGGAUGCUUUCUGUAUUAAUCCACAAUGUAAAAAAAAAAAGUGAGGAAGAACUAUUUUGCUGGUUGUAUGUUAUCCUAGAUAUCUACUAUUCUGCUGGUUUUAGAUGCAACAAUUGUCCAACACACCUGAAUCAAAUUAACGGCUCAUUACCAGAUCACUGCCAAACAUGAUGACAUGCUUAAGAGGUAAUUUAAGAAUUCGAUUUAGGUGUUUGAGCAGGAUUGCAUCUAAAAAAUACCGGAUGGUCGAGCUCAAGGUUUAGGGUUGGAGACCCCUUUCCUAGAGCCAUCAACUAUGGAAAAGAAAUCAAACAAAUACUUCUUGCUCUUUUACUGUUUGUUCUUUUAGUGGUUCAACAUUAGUUCAAAACAACCUGUGAUAUAAAUGCAUCAUCGAACUUGAUGUGUUUGCAGUUUACUUUUGAUAUUUCUCUCACAAGAACAUUAAAAGUAAACACAAAUGCCAAAAAUGUUUAGGAAAUAUUACGCAACUGUUACAUCCUUUGUCAGAAUGGAGGGUUUUUGCGUCCAUUUAUUUUUUGGGGGUGAAUGCUGGGUUGAAGAGAAAAGGAGGCACAUCUUAAAUGUGUUUUAGGAAGGAGUUUGUCUUGUUUUGUGUUAAAACUACCCAUGAAAUGGGCUUUUUCUAUGUGUUUUGGAUUUUGCAGAUCUGGGUCAUUUUCCCCUUCCACUGAUUUGUUCCUCCAUUUUGUAUGGUUUCCUAUUUUCUGCCUGUAAACAAAUUUGUUUGUACUCAUGCACCUAUACAUCUCAGUUUAUUUCUAUGGGUAUUUUAAAGAAUUAUGGAGGUAAUUAGUCAUAAAAAUGUUUCACAGCACAUUUUCGUAACAUUUUGUUUUAUAUCCCAUUUUACUGAAUUUGAUUCUGACCCGCAGAUGGCCAAGGUGAUGCCAAUAAAAUAUGAAAAAUAAAGACCAAAAUAAUUAUGAUUAACCUCUUAAUGAUGGAUAUUUUUCCUAGUAAAGUCAAAAAAUAUCUUCUUCUUACAUUAGACCGUAGAAAGAAUUUAGAAAAUGUUACCAAAGUUAAUACAGGAACAAAAUAUCACCCCAGAGGAUAUAAAUGCACAUGGUUGGUAUGAUAGAUCUCAUGGCAGAGAUAACACGUAACCCAGAAAAUAUGAACAAACAAAACUACUAAGCAACAAAGGGGAAAAUGACCAGUGCCUUGGUCAGCUGCUAGAAAUGUGUCCAAAAAAUAUUUUGAUUUUGUGGCCUUUCCUCUAUUGCUUGGAAAAGGGCCACAUCUAAAGUCAUUACGAAAACUCUUGUUGGAUGUUGAAGAAAAAGUACUGUAUGAAAGAAUUUAGUGGUAUAUUGUGGUCUGUUUCUGUCUUUUUUUCUUCUGUGUUUAUCCCCAUUUUUUGUUAUUUUUUAAAUGACCAUUUCCUCCAUAUUUGUUCAAAUAUUUGGAGCCUCAAAACUGACUAAACUGAGUUGGCUAUUGAAUUAAGAAAGAGAACAUAAUUUGUAUGUUUGCUGUUGGUAUUUGUCUUUAGACCUUUUUAUCUGCCUUAACCUAUCAUAUUUACAGUUCUUAUGUAUAAUCUAGAAAUUAAUCUUGUAUUAUAAUUAAAAUUAUACUAUUCAAUUAUAGUAGAAGUAUGACUUCUAUUACAAUAAAAUACAUUUGGAAAUAGAUCAGUUAAGAGGCAAAAUUAUACAUAUUAAAAUUACUUUAAUACUACAUGAUAAUGUAGAUUAAAAGGGAAAAAAUAUGCAAAAAUAUUCGAUUUCACAUCAUUUAGAAUCACAAUCAAAAUUUGCUAAUUAUAAUACAUGUAAUUUCUGUUGUAAUUUCCUGACGAUUGGUAGAAAAAAAGCUAAAAUUAAGUAAAUGGCAAAGUAAUAAAAACAAAGCCUUAGUUUGAAUGUGAUUGUGCACUUAAAUCUAGCUUAACACUCCUGAAUGUCAGCAGUGGUAAAUGCUAAUUUUGUUCAUUAGCUUGUUAGCUGAAAUAUUGCCAGCAAUGCUAAUGUUAGCACUGCAGCAGUCCAGAAGGAUACAGCUGGACAGUACUUGUAAUAUUUUAAUAGCUUUUUAUACUUUUAUGUCUUGUCAUUAAUUAGCUAGGACAAGAUGAGACACUUUCAUACUUUUUAAUAGGCCUGACCAACCUCAAAAUGCAUGGCGGCAUGAUUUGGGGGAUCAUGUUCAAAAAGAGAGAAGAGAUUUAGUUUUGUCAGCUUUGGAGCUCCUUUGACAACUACAAUUUUUUUGUAUGUUUUUUUAAAAAAAAAGAGAACCUUUGAUUAGCUGCUUUAAGAUUGUAUAUCUCAUCCAAACCCCUCAUUGCCCCUCAGCCAAUACCACCAUAUUUAAAUCUAUAUAUACCUUCAAGUGUAUUUCCAGCACUUAUUGCUACCACAGCAUUGAGAAAUCAUGAAAUGUAUUAUUAAUCGCUGAUUCUCUGCUCUAUAAUGGUAACAGUACAAUAUGUAUUGGGUGAUUCUGGUAUUCACAACCCAUGUGUAGACAGUAGUUGUCCCAUUCAGCUAUAAUAACACAAAAACAGUACAAGGACAUUAGAGUCUAGAGGUGCUAAAGACAGUAGGGUGUAUUUUUUUGUUCCUUUUAUUGUAAUAUUGACAAGUGUUAACUGUCUGUAACACAAUAGAGCAUUAUGAAAUCAUUUCAAUAUUAAACAAUAUAGAUAUUA